AUUUUCGGAAACCUCAAUACCCACGGCUAGGGUUUCUCUCUACCCGUAUAAAUAGACUCUCCCUCUCCGCGCGCCGCCGCCACGGCAACCCCCGACGCUCCGCCGCCGCGACCACCAGUCCUCGAGGAAAGAUGCCGAAGCAGAUCCAUGAGAUCAAGGACUUCCUCCUUACUGCUAGAAGGAAGGAUGCUCGCUCUGUGAAAAUCAAGAGGAGCAAAGAUGUUGUGAAGUUCAAGGUGCGGUGCUCCAAGUACUUGUACACCCUCUGUGUCUUCGACGCGGAGAAGGCAAACAAGUUGAAGCAAUCCCUCCCCCCAGGUUUGAGUGUCCAAGAAGUCUGAAGACUCAAGCAAGAGAGAGAGAUGGUGUAGCGGGAAGCUUUUCCUUGCCAUCAUCAGAAGUCUUCUGAAUUAUCUUGAGAAACUUUUGACCUGUGAACAAUGUAGACUUCGCCAUGGAUUAAUGUUAUCGCCAGUUUUGUGUGCGGGGAGACCAAUCCCGUCCCGGUCAGAUGACCGUAUUUCUACUGA
Messenger RNA from Panicum hallii, 530 nucleotides. RefSeq names its product 60S ribosomal protein L38. NCBI's taxonomy places the organism in Eukaryota, Viridiplantae, Streptophyta, Magnoliopsida, Poales, Poaceae. Bases 132 to 341 code for a protein of 69 amino acids. The transcript is spliced from 3 exons. Gene Ontology annotation, molecular function: structural constituent of ribosome. Gene Ontology annotation, cellular component: cytosolic large ribosomal subunit; ribosome. The record is from RefSeq and is a predicted model, not a curated record. Gene Ontology annotation, biological process: translation; protein-RNA complex assembly.